AAUGCUUUCGAUAUCCCAUGUGCCUGUUUUUGCUUUAUGUGAUACUGGUGCUACCCAUUCGUUUAUCUCAUCUCGUUGUUUGGAGACCUUAUCUAUUAGCAUGGUGAGUCCUUGUGAUCCUCUCGAGGUUAGUCUAGCCUCGGGAAAAAUUAUUAUCUCUGAUUCAGUGGUUCGCAAUCUUCCUAUCUGUAUUGGUGGUCGAGUUCUGGAGGCCGACGUCUAUGUUAUUGAUAUGCGAGACUUUGACGUGAUCUUGGGCAUGGACUGGCUCACCC
Striga hermonthica is the source of this 275-nucleotide messenger RNA. The record is from the annotation of a GenBank genome assembly. NCBI's taxonomy places the organism in Eukaryota, Viridiplantae, Streptophyta, Magnoliopsida, Lamiales, Orobanchaceae.